AUGAUCAGAAGAGGGGCUGUUCAGUUUGGACCUCUCGAAGGCGACAUAUCUGCAAUCAUCAACGGCAGAUCUACUGCAGAACCUAGCAACAUCAACGACUGGUUUUCUUUUUGCAUUCUCCAUGCUACUUUGUGGCUGGUUUGGCUUCAACGGAAUCAGCGCAUUUUCAACAACACGCACACUACUGCGAAGGUUAUCGCUCGACAAGCUUCCAGAAUGGUCAUCUCCUGGCUUACAGCUCAUCACAAAGUCGACAAGAAUCUAUCUGCGGUUUGGCUACGUGAAUGCUUGUCUCGAAUGUAA
Messenger RNA from Linum trigynum, 303 nucleotides. Lineage: Eukaryota; Viridiplantae; Streptophyta; Magnoliopsida; Malpighiales; Linaceae. The record is from the annotation of a GenBank genome assembly.